AGAGACGGCAAUGCGUUCUGUCGGGCAAUGUGACGUGGUUUUAGGAUUUCGCUAAUGUUUUUUUCAAACGGACCUUUGAACUGAAUCGCCCAAAUCUUUGCAUAAACACAUUCAGCAUUAUUAAAUAGGCAUGGAUGAGCUAUCAGGAAACUUAUCAGGACCACCUACGAAAUAAACGAGAAAACGAAACCUACUGAAUGUCAGCUUAAUUUAUCAGCAACCAAUGUUCUGAAAAUAUUACCAUAAGAUUAACAUAUAUGUGAGACUUAAAAUGUGCAUUCUGCUUAAAGAAACGGGACUCAACAGUAUUGAAAAUCCAAUUCUGUUUUCAAGAUUGACUACUAAUAAGGCAAUUAAAAGGUUCUGUUUGUAUUUAACUAAAUGUAUUGUAUUUGUGAUUUAACACAUACGACUUUAAAAUAGUGAAAUCACAAUUACACUUAAUGAAACUAAAAUUAUUAUUGCUAUCCUAAAUGGUUUAUAAUCGCAAAAUGAAACUGAACUAAUUCGUAACUCCUUUUCCCCGAAAUGACGUCACGGUCGAUCCUUCACACAGAUGUGCUACGCUUGACGAGCAGCAGUUCGUAGUUUGUAUUGGGUGUAAUGGACUAAUAAACAUUUAGAAUGGAUGAAUUUACAGUUGCACAACACCUGAAGGCUGAAGGCAAUGAAGAUUUCAAAUGUGGCCGGUAUACAUCGGCUAUCAAAAAGUAUGAUGUCGCUCUCAGUAUCUUGUUCAACCUUGUUCAUUCCAGAGGAGGACCUCUAGGGGAAAUAAGCAUACUGUUCUGCAACAAAUCCAUUUGCUACUACAACCUUCACCAAUGGGAGGCAGCAUUUAUUUCAGCUAGCAGAGCACUGGAAAUAGAUCCUUCAUCUAUAAAGGCUUACUACAGGCGUGGGACUGCGUUGGUGAAAAUGAGGAACUAUAAUGAAGCAGUGCAAACAUUCUUGCAAGGUUUGGAGCUUAUUAAAGUGGAUACUCCAAGACCAGUCAUAGCAGAUGUUGUAGUUGGACUCAUCACUGUUACUGAUAACUGGACUGCCCCAUUUGUUCCAUAUGUUAUUGAUUCAAUAUUGAGAAAGAACUUUGGACCUGAAAUUUGGAAACUUGUCUUUGAAAAACUAGCGUCUAAAAACCAUUGGAAGAAUGCUCACAUUUUGAUCUCUUUUAUGGGGAGAAGGUUGCCAAGAGAAAUAAAUCUGUCUUAUAUCUCUAUGAAGACCCUUUUUGAGGAACAUGUAACUUCCAGGCAAUAUGCGAAUAUUAAAUGGGUGUCAUUUAUGUUCAAAUGGCUAAUCGAUGGUGGUGCUAAUAUAGAGAAAAUUGGACCUUUCCCCCUUCAUGCCAUAAUGGAGCUGUCAAUCAAGACACGUGAAUCGGGUCAAAACCUGAUGAGUUACUUCCUCUCUCGGAAGCCAGCAUUUAAAGAGAGAAUCAAUGAACAGAACAAUGAGGGCUACACUCUCCUGCACAUUGUCUCCACUUUCCCAAGUGUUCAAGGAUAUCAGCCCAAAUUACAAACUGAAGAUGUGAUCAUGCUGCUGCAAAUGGGGGCUGAUCCAAAAAUCUGUGACAAGCAGAACAAGCAAGCUGUUGAUUAUCUGAAAAAGCAAAAGAACUUCAAAGCCUUCGACGCCAUUAAGAGACAUGAAUCCCACACUACUUCCCAAGAGACUGCAGGAGCUUCUUCAUCUGAAGGAGAGAUAUCUUUUGCAGAGGCAGUAAAUCGGUUUGUUCAGUUUUGCACUAAGUGUCCAAAGAAACAUGUUCCUCCUUUGAUUGAACAUCGAAUGGUCCAGCCUCUCUUGAGACAUCUUUCAUCAUGUACAGAAGUUCCUCCUGGAGUGACUUGUGAUGUGGAUGUCAGCUAUUCAAACAGCUUGGUUAAACAGUGCCUUCAAAGAAGAAAGUGGAAGGAAUCUUUGCUGAUGCUGUGGGGUAGAACGGAUGGAGAGAAGAGAAGUGAGGGAGGCCUCCUGUCCAGAUGCUGCCUGAAGGACCUGAACUUGGCUGAUAUUGUUCCCCAUUUUAGCAAAUCUGAUGGCAACAGAAUACAUGUGGUGAAGUGUCUGAUUGAAAUGGGAGCCUCUCCAAAUGGAUAUGGUGAUCUUAAAGAAUCACCCAUCAAUCUUUGUCUAAAGAGUGAAGACUACGAAUUGGUUUAUCUUCUGCUGAAGAAUGGGGGAAACGCAAAGAGUUUUUCUGUCACAUCUGGAGAUACACCGCUUCACGCAGCUCUUCACAUUGUUUCAGAUAAAAAAGAUGAUAUUGGCUUACACAUUCUGAAACACUUUCUUGACGAAUACAGUGCAGAUCCAGCACAAUAUGACUAUCUCAAUCCUAAUACUCAAGACCAUGAAGGCAACACUUUACUUCAUAUGAUCUUUCAGAAAAAUUCAUUUAGGCAUCAUGAAGAUAUAAUGAACAUGUUAGUAAAAUUUGAUAUAAACAAAAAAUUGAAAAAUAAUCAAGACAGAGAGGCAACUUUUCAAGUAAGUGGAAAGGAUCCAAGACUUGUUUAUUGGAACAAAAUCCUCCCUAGAAACAAAAAGAAGCAGGAUACAAGUUCAAAGUCUCAGAGGACAAAAACUGUGAAAACAGUGAUCAACUCAAAAAACUCCAAGCCGAAAGUUGUUGAACCAGCAGAUGAACCAGAGCUCAAGAACACUGAAGCAAAGUCCAAGAAAGGUGAAAAUGUUCAACAAGGUGAAGUGGAAUGCAAACUGGUCACAGUGAGAGACAGUCUUGUAUAUGAGAUUGAAAAAUUGAUUCAACAGGGAGACUGGUCAUGUACAUCUCCCUGUGUUGAUAUCUCAGGGUCGAUGGCAUUACGAGACAAAGACAACAUAGACUAUGCUAUAGGCAGUUCAGCCAACUACACUGAAAAGACAAGUGUCAAGAGUGAAUCUUCAAAAGAGACUGAUUUGAUGGAAGACCCAGAAGCUGAGGCGACACUGGAAGAAAAUGAACCAGAUGAUGUUCUGAAAGAGGACUGUUUUCAGGCAUUGGACUUUGACAACAUGACCUGGGAAAUUGAAUGCACCUCUGAAGUUUUAAAGAAACUUGGAAGCAAAGAAGUCCAGUUGCACACAAGAAACAAAAUUGUGCAGGUCAUCCAGCAGUUAGGAAAUGGAGAUUGGACUGUCAGUCUACAGAAAAAGCUUAAGCAUCUUAAAAGUGAGAUUAAGCUCUAUGAGGCAAAACUUGACAAAGGGGCAAGGAUGAUGUGGGAGCUUGCAAUAGACUUUUCACCUCGUUGUAGCGAAAAUCCAGAGAAGAUAAUUGAAAUGGAGCAGGCAUCCAAUGUUAAUGUUAGGGCCACUGGAAGAGUCUACAGUGAAAUGAUCAGGAUUUGGGACAUUGUGCUUGACCACAACAAGCUCAAUCAUGCCAUCGAUACAAUAUGUCAAGCUUACAACCGUGGUUUGUCAUGCGUUUUACGCAAGAAACUCAAAGGGCUUAACCGAGGUCAGUUUUCAUCAAAUCUGAACACAGAGAAACGCAUUCCUCUCUGUUUUGUGGAUUAUGAUGAAAGUCAGACAAUGGAAGAGGACGUGACACCUGAAUUUUGCCCACCAGCAAGUGCGGUUGAAACAGAAUACAAUAUUAUGAAGUUUCAUAGCUUCAGUACUAAUAUGGCACUCAACAUACUUAGUAACAUGGACACUAAGGUUGAAUACCCCUUCAGGGUUGGGGAAUUGGAAUAUGCUAUAAUAGACCUCUGCCCUAAACCCUUGGAAGCAAUUAUCUUGAUAGGAAGAAGUGGGACUGGCAAAACUACCUGUUGCCUCUAUCGACUGUGGAAACAGUACCAGAAAUAUUGGGUUAAAGCAGAGCAAGCAGGUGAGCCUUUGCUUGUGAAAGUCAUGUGGCCUAAACAGACACUUUCCCAAGGCCAUGGUGUUGAGGAUGCUCAAAGAGAGGUGGAAGGGUCAACAAAUGUUGUGGAAUCAGAAUGCCAUGAAAGUGAUGAGGAAAUUGACACUAUAUCAAGUGAAGAGGAAGUCCAGACCUGUGAUGGAGCAUGCUCUGCAGUAGUUCCUGCAGUGGAGGAUAUAGUGGAAUCACAUAUUGACAAUGAUGCCCAACAAGAUAUAAACCAACUUGAGCACUUGCAUCAGAUCUUUGUGACCAAAAAUCAUGUUUUGUGCAAGGAGGUGCAGAAAAAUUUUAUUGAGUUGAGCAAGUCCACUAAGGCCACUAUUCACUACAAACCCCUGGAUUCCAAUAUUUAUAGACUCCAGGAUAUCAAAGAUGAACACUUCCCACUCUUUAUCACUUCUCAGCAGUUGCUUCUGCUUCUGGAUGCUUCACUGCCUGAUCCUUUCUUCCCAAGGAAUCCAGAUGGGAGCUUGAAAAAAUCUAUUGUAGGCUGGUCCUCUCAGGACGAGAUGUUGAUUCCUGAGCUGCAGGAUGACGAUGAAGAAGAGGAGCUUGAAGAUGAGAUGGAUGAAGAAGAAAAUGUAAUGGAAAUCCAGAUGCGAGAGACUGAUCCCCGACAAUUUGUAACAUAUGAGGUGUUUGCCUAUGAAAUCUGGCCUAAAAUGGUCAAAGGUAAACCCCACUGUAACCCAGCCUUGGUUUGGAAGGAAAUCAAGUCAUUUUUAAAAGGGUCAUUUGAGGCUUAUAGCAGCCCAGGAGGUACCCUUUCAGAGGAGCAGUAUAACAAGCUUGGUAGGAAGAGAGCUCCAAACUUCCAGGAGGACAGGACUGAAAUUUAUCGCCUCUUUCGCCUGUAUCAGCAAAUCAAGUCCCAGUGGGGAUUCUUUGAUGAGGAGGAUGUUCUGCACAACUUGUCUAUUAGACUUGCAAAACUUGAUGAAAUACCAUGGUCCAUUCAUGAGCUUUAUGGGGAUGAGAUCCAAGAUUUUACCCAGGCCGAACUUUGUAUGCUUAUGAAAAUAAUCAAUGACCCCAACUCCAUGUUCCUUACUGGAGACACUGCACAGAGCAUCAUGAAGGGAGUGGCAUUUCGCUUCAGUGAUCUCAGGUCCUUAUUCUAUUAUGCCAGCAAGAGCAAUGCGGACAAGAAGAAGCGAUCUCUUGUCAGAAAACCAAAGAGGAUUUAUCAGCUGUAUCAGAACUACAGAUCACAUUCAGGGAUUCUGAAUUUGGCAUCUGGCAUUGUGGACUUGCUGCAGUUCUUCUUCCCUGAAUCAUUUGACCGGUUGCCAAGGGACAGGGGAUUGUUCGAUGGGCCCAAGCCUACAGUCCUGGAAUCCUGCAGUGUCAGUGACUUGGCUAUUUUACUGAGGGGGAACAAGAGGAAGUCACAGCCCAUUGAGUUUGGAGCUCACCAGGUGGUCCUUGUUGCAAAUGAAACAGCUAAGGAAACAAUUCCUGAAGAGCUGACCUUGGCACUGGUUCUCACCAUUUAUGAAGCUAAAGGCCUGGAAUUUGAUGAUGUGCUGCUGUAUAACUUUUUCACAGACUCCCAGGCUGGAAAAGAGUGGCGUGUGAUCUCCUCCUUCAGCCACACCAGUGCAAAGGCAUCAUCAAGUGGGCCAGUUGUGGAAGUUCCCCUGGAGGAGGCAGCUUCUGUGCAGACCAGACCUCUGGAGUUCAAUGCUGAUUUGCACAAGAUGUUGAAUGAUGAAUUAAAACAGCUGUACACAGCUGUCACCAGAGCCAGGGUAAAUCUUUGGCUAUUUGAUGAAAACCGUGAGAAGCGUGGUCCUGCAUUUGAGUAUCUUAUCAAGGGACAGUAUGUGCAGGUGGUCAAGACUGAUGAAAACACUGAUCUUGAUGACAGUAUGUUUGUUAAAAGUUCAACACAGAUAGAGUGGAUUGAGAGAGGAGAUUACUUUGCAAAACAUCAGUGCUGGAAGGUUGCUGCCAAAUGCUACCAGAAAGGAGGUUCUGCAGAUAAGGAAAAGUUGGCCUUAGCUAAUUUUGCAGUUCUUAACGUGCAAUACAAGAAAGUCAGUCCCAAAGAGAUGCAGCUGGAGUACUUGCAGCUGUCCAAGACUUACCUGGAGUGCGGUGUGCCAAAGCUGUCUAUGAAAUGUUUGAAAAAUGCAAAAGAGUACAAGCUGUGUGCACAGCUGUGUGAGAGCUUGGGAAAGAUGAAGGAAGCAGCAGUGUUGUACAGAAAAGCAGAAUGCUACAAAUUUUCUGCUAAGUGCUUUGAAAAAGCAUCAGAGUAUGAGAUGGCAAUGAAAAUGUACUGCAUGGCAGAGUUAUUCGAUGAAGCAGCUGAGGUACUGGAAAGGUGGGAUCUGAAGGAGACCAAAGUUCCCUACACUGAAAAGUACUUCUACCUGGAGGCCGCUGCCAGAUAUCACAAACAGAAAAAUCUCCCGAAAAUGGAAGCAUGUCUCUCAAAACUAUCUCCAGAUGAUCAACUGGUUUUCUUAAAAGAAAAUGGUUACUUGACUCAAGCUGCUGGGGUUUUGAAAAUGUUACAGCGGGAGGAAGAUGCAGCUACUUUGAUGAGGGAGUAUGGAUACCUGACCAAAGCGGCAGAAUUUUCUAACAGACUGGAGUACAAAGCCGAGUGCCUUCUUGCUUAUGCCCGCAUUCAGUCACGCGAAAAAAAGCUUGAUGCCUUACAGAAAGAAGAAGUAAGGAAAGUGUUAGGAGAAGCUUUACAAAUGUUCAGGAAGACGCAGCAGCCAUAUGGAGAAGCAGAAGUAACUCUGUUGGAAGGCUUGUUCACAAAGCAAAUUCAAACUGUCAGGCAUGCAUUCGAGAUGUUUCUGAAAGAAAGUCAUACUGCUGGAGCAUUGGAGGCCCUCUGCACUCUGCUUAGUCAUUCUGUCUUAAUGGUCUCCAAUUUAAGUCAGUACCUGACAUGCAUUGCAAUGGUGCUGAAGCUGGUCAAAGCCCUGGCAAAACCAGAAAACAAUGAAGAGAAAGAAAUGGUGAAAUCUUGCUUUGACUUCUAUGGAAUCAUUCAAAUAGAUGAUAGCCAGAGCCGUAUCCCAAAGAAUGAUGGAGCAAGGAUUUUGCAAUUUAUUCUCAAUGAUAAUGCAAGCCUAAAAGAAAAUACUAUAUCUGAGCUUACUUCCUACAGGUUAAACACAAAUGAUGUGAAAUCUGUCCUAAAAAGUCACUUGCUGAGAAAAUUAUACAUUUGUGCAAAGGAGAUGAUCUCUGGUUGUCAGGCAGUUCCAAAUGUCUGUUUGAAGUAUGUGUGUGGUCUUGAUUGCAAGUUGGAAAAUUGCACAGAUCUUCACAAGCCACUCCAGAGACAUGAAGCCAGAUCUGCCAUCCAUUCCAAGGUUUAUCUUACAGCUUUGAAUGGGAUGCUGUUAGAAGCUAAGAAGCUGUGCAAAGAAAACUCUCUUCCUGAAGUUGAAGAUUUCCAAAACAUUCUGACAGGAGAUGAGUAUGCAUUAUGCAAGUCUCUCAUCAGGACUGUUUUUCCAAAGCAUUUUCACCAAAGAGUUGUAUCUGACAACAGUGUUGCCUGCAAAGAGAUCCUUUCAUUAACACAGAAUGUACCAUUUGAGAGCUACAGAAUGGUUCUGAGGGAUUAUAUCUCAAAACGAUUUAAAGAUGAAAACGAUUUCAUCAGGAGAGAAUCAACUGAUUUGUGGCUAGAGGCGACAAAGGUCUACCUCCUGUCUUCUGAUUUCCCUGACAAACUGGAUAAAUUGCUUUCUAAAGAGGAGAAUCUUUACCAGAAUGAACUGAACACAAACACACAGAGAAAGGGCAAAGCUGGGAUGUUACAAGUUACAAAAGGUAAACAACAGCACUUUAACUUCUUCCGGCUUUUCCUUAUGAUGAUUCGGGAACUUUACAAGAACCCUGAGCAGUGCAUUCACACAUUCUAUCGUUUUCUGAAUGUGCCAGUCAGGAAAUGUAAACAACAUAUGAUUCCAGACAUUGGAAAUACAGUCAUGCUGAUUGAGUUUCAGUUUGUCUUGACCUGUGCUUUUCUGAUGCACUUUUGCAAAAACGUGGUAGUAUGUUUGCCAAAGAGCUAUCUUGCGCUCCUUCAUUUCUGGGAAUUCAUGCUGAAAAAUAAGCCAUGGUGUCAUGUGGUGCAUUCUUAUAAACCAAGGGAUGUACCACAUUUCAUAAAAAAAUUGAAAAGCCAUCUUUGUUACCUUGCUGAAGUAAUGAGUGGUCAUGUGAAUGAAGAUUUCAAUGUCUUGGUGGACGCCUUUAGUGACUCAGAAUACACUGGCUCAGGUGAAGCUGAGAGAUCUGCAGUGCUGUGUCUGGUGAUGCUUGUGAAUGCAGGGCAAGUCCUGGAUUCCAGAUGUGAAACCUAUCUUCGCUACAACUUCAUAACAGCAAAGGAAGAGUUGAUGAAACUCCAAGAUCCAGGUCAAGUCUCCAAGAGGAUCAUGCGUGUUGUUAACAGUGUAAAUACAUCCAGAAAUAUCAAAGAUGUGGUCGAAGCCCUUGAGGUAUUGUUGAAGGAAAGGGAUGAUGAGUACCUUAUGGAUUGCAGGUGGGACAGUUUUAAUAAAGAUAUCCAUUUCAGAACCGUCACUGUCGCUCGAUUCAAUUACAUUUUGCUACCCAUAUCCCUGUCCUCCCCAUCCUCUGAUAAAAGUCCUGCAGCUGUUUAUGAGGAAGAUAUUGAAGAAUCUGAAUACCAUCUGCAGGUAUUGCGUGCAGAGCAGCACAGAAUUAAUUGGAGGGUAGCCAUCAGAAAAUGCAUUUUGGUAAACAGGGCGAUAGCCAUAAUGCAAGAUAAAUCAGGGGAUGGACACAUUAAACGGAUGAUCCCUAAAAAUUUCAUUAAAGCUGACAUUGACACUACACAGUGUGACUUGUGUGGCAUCAGGUUUGGGAAGAAUUUGGUAAAACCUUCUGAUGAGCAAACUGGGGAGGAGCUAGAAGAGGAAAACCUUGAAACUGAAGAAGGGAAUGAAGAGCAUGAUCAAGUGGCAGACAACAAUGAAAUCUCAUUCAAAGAAGAUUACCAAACACACUUGUCUAGUGAGAAACAUAGACUACAGCAGGAUUGCUAUGAGAAGUACUUGCACUAUUUUGCUGAGCAUGCAGACCCUUUAAUCACAAGUUCCAAAAAGGUUCUAGAAGAUCUAGAUGCCCAAAAAGCAGGCAUUUUUUCUAUGGGAGAACAGUCAAAGGUUGUGGAAGGAAAACUGAAGAAUUCCCUUCAAAACGUCAUGUCUUCCAUGGAGAGUAUCUACAAGACUAAAAACUGGGCCUCAGGCAUUGAGAAACUGUCCCAGAAAAUUUCAUUUCUGAGUGCGGCACUGCAUGAGGCUAAGGAAGAUCUGAGACUAGCCGAAACAGGAAUGUAUGCAAAUGAAGGAACCGGAGACUUCAAAGACAACAGUUUGGAAGAUGAUGCUGUUGAUGAGCCUGAGAAGUUUGAGGAGCUUACUCACAAUAAAAAGAGGAGAGGCAAGAAGGGGAAAUCUGGCAAAAGAAGAAAGUAUUGAUGCCUGAUGUGUGGGAAAGCUAAGCUGCAAAGCCAUGGACUACACAGUUCUUUAAAGAACUUGUAACAGCCACUCAGUACAAACAACCUAACAGCCGAACAGCUAAACUCAUUCUCAUGUAUUUUAGAUUUCUACAGUGAUCUUCAGCUUCAUUAUAAUCUUAGUAUUAUUUUAUUAUUUGCUUAGACAACAGAAAACUGUCUUUUUUACUUUUUAAGAAAUGAUAAAUAUACUUUUUAGAACAAUUCGGGACAUUUUUUAAUAGUUUCUCAUCACAUUCAUUUGAACUUUACUGUAUUUCUGUUUUAUAUUCAGUAUUUCUGUAAGGAGACCUUAAUUUAGUCAUGCUUAUGUACAGUUAUAUUUAUAAUUUCAAUUUGUCUUUAUUUUUUGUUGAAGAAUAUUGAUGCCAUUAUGGCAUUUUUUUCUUUAUGCUACUGCUGAUAGGUACAGAAAGUACACAGUGUUCCUUUCAGUAAAUGUGCAGGAUGAUCUGAAUACAAGUUUGUUCUGAUUUCAUUUGAACUUGACUUAUUAUACUUAACGUUUGGAAACAACAACUUAAGUGAUUGACUUAUUUUUUACAUACAGUAUAUAUUCAAAUGUUAGUCAGAAAUAAAUCUGACAAGUUCUUUAAUAUAAAUGUUCAAAACAAAAUGUUCUAGUGAACUCUAUUUUUUAUAUCUUUUAUAGAAUAAACAAGUAGUUCCCUUUCAAACUGUGAUAUUACUACAGAAGUAGAAAAUAACUGAUUCUAUAUACUAUAAAGACAAUUACAAUUAUCAACAGCAAAAGAUCUAAAGAUCUAAACAUUGUAUUGAACAGUUCUGUUUUCUUUAAAUGAUGAUCAUUCAUUGGUAUUUUGAGAAUAAAGUAUUUGACUGAAGUUUAAUUUCUCUAAGGCUUAUGGAAAAAACGCUUAAAUCGCAUGAGCAACUAAGUAUUUCAUAUGCUAGAAUGAGGUUAGAAAGACAGUGUUAAUUUUAUGCAUUACUCUUUUAUAGUUAAAAUACAAUUUAAAGCUCUCUGUACUGUGUAAAAGUUUGUAAAUAACCAGGCACUGUAAGAAAAUUGAUCAUUAACACUAAUAGAUCCUGAUUCUAAAAGGAAUAUUAGGAGCCUUUAUAUCCAGUAACCUGUUUACAAUCCCUAAUGAAAAUGUUUUUACUUCUCUUUAAGCAUAAAUAGAACUCAAAACACACAUGUGAUUGUAAUGGAUAUAUAAGAAACAAGUGGUUAUCCUUCAAAUUCUUUGUCAAAUUAAGAGUUUAGGAGACAAAAGUUUUAAAAAAAGCUUUGUUUUGUUUCUACUAGACCUCAGCACCAGGAUGGGCAUUACUUCAGAUCCUGAAAGACAAAUGCAUUCUGAACUCUGAGCUAACAGAAACCAAUGGAAACAGACCCAUGCAGAGAAAGGCUAACAAUUUUAGAAGAAAGAAACAAAUCACUACCCAGUACCCAUGUGAUGUUCUUUAAAUUGCGCUUGAAAUUGCAGGAACUGUCCUGCUUUGACCUUGUCAGCCCAAAUCAGUCAUUUGUUUGCCCUUGCUCCUAUGAAGCUAAAGAGGAUUCCAUUGGGAAGGGCAUACCACAUUAUUUAAAAAUACUGGCUUUAAAUCUUUAUAUGGGAUUGGAUUUCCAGUGAUUUGCAUCAGUCACUUCACUUAAUGCUGGGUUUUUUAUCAUGAAUAAUCUCUUAAUCAUGAUAUGUUUAAGUGGUUUCCAUGCAAUUAUGGGUCAUGCAUCAGUAUACUGUACAUUUAUCCUCUCUUUGUUGUCAUUUUAUUUUGCACACAAUGUUACUGUGAUGGAAGAUCCAACACUAUUUUAUUCCAGCAGAUGUAACUGCAACCUUUUGUAUUGACUUCAACCUGUUAUAGCCAAAUUGGUCCAUUUAAGCCACUGACCACCUGGUUAUGCUCAAUAAGUUGGAAUGAAGACCUGCAGUACAUACCAGCCCUGCAGCACAAGAAAGGAGAAUGGAAUACCCCUACCUUAUUGUAAGACAUGAUCUCUGCUUUAGUUUAGGAGAACAGGGAGGCUGUGAGCUCUGUGAUAAUGUAGAUAAUGUAACAGUGAAACAAAUACCUGUAGCUCUGUUCUUUCCAAGAUACAGUCUUAGUCUUACAAUCCUCGCCAGAUGUUUAUAAAGAUGGGGAGAAUCUAUUGUAAUAAAGAAGGUAUUUAUAACACUGAUGUGAUACCUGUGAAGGCCUAUUGAACCUCACUUUUCAAGAACUCUGUAAUACAGCAGCUGUUUCACCAAAUGUUAAAGGAUAGGUAUUAUAAUUAUAAUGACUAAUUAAAUGGGUAUACUUAUUUAUAAUAAUAAUUGAGCUGUGUUCAUCACCAUCAGCUGUCUUGGCGGUGUGGAUGGACAAACCAGAUGGCACCAUGUAAUUUAUGUUUAACAUGAUUUUUGUUUGACUGUUGAAUGUCCCUUAUGCCACUCAUCAUUCAUGACAUCCUGCCUUCAUGGAACCAUGGUCUAUGCUUCAUCUUCAUUAAGGGUAUUGGUACGUACCCAUGAGAAGAAAACGCAUUGAAUUACAAGUGAAUGUUUUCUCCACAUAAAGUUGCAUGGGCAAUAAGUCUGGUAAAGGGAUUAAGGUGAAUCUGGAGAAGACUAAAAUCA
This is a messenger RNA of Lepisosteus oculatus (spotted gar), 12010 nucleotides long. RefSeq names its product TPR and ankyrin repeat-containing protein 1. The record is from RefSeq and is a predicted model, not a curated record. NCBI's taxonomy places the organism in Eukaryota, Metazoa, Chordata, Actinopteri, Semionotiformes, Lepisosteidae. Gene Ontology annotation, molecular function: protein binding; ATP binding.